Molecule: messenger RNA, 1130 nt
Organism: Ilyonectria robusta
Lineage: Eukaryota; Fungi; Ascomycota; Sordariomycetes; Hypocreales; Nectriaceae
Exons: 6
Coding region: 153-923 (256 amino acids)
Molecular function (GO): oxidoreductase activity
Source: RefSeq, a predicted model, not a curated record
GGAUUUCUUAGCGCCCCUGCUCGGGAUCCUACUGGUAACCAAAAUGCUUUUAGAUCGCUGAUCGAGUUCGGAUAGAAAUGUCGGUCUUCAGUCGCCUGCAUCGAAAAGUCUUUGUCCUUGACAGACUCCUCUAAAUCCCGCCCUGGUCAAAAAUGCGCUACUCGCUCAAGAAUCGGUGUGUCUUAGUCACGGGUGGUAGUCGAGGCCUAGGAGCUGUCAUCUGCGAAAAGUUUGCGGCAGAGGGUGCUCAUAUCAUGGUCAACUUCGUCUCCAACCGGGCCAAGGCCCAGGAGGUCGCCAACAAAGCAAGCUCGUAUGGAGCCAAGGCUUUCACAUGUCAAGGAGAUGUGGGAGUACCAAGAGACAACGCGCGCAUCGUCAGAGAAACAGUAGAGGCGUUGGGUGGUCUAGAUAUCAUCAUUGCCAAUGCUGGGUGGACCAAGUUUAGCGACUUCAAGGACCUCGAAGCCCUAUCCUUGGACCAGUGGAACAAGUGCUGGGCAAUAAACACAACAUCUCACCUGCAACUCGUGCAAGCAGCGAAACCCAUCUUUGAUAAGAAUCCGGACGGUGGAAUCUACCUCAUUACUUCUUCCAUAGCAGGUAUCACACAGAGCGGAAGCAGUAUGGCUUAUUCUGUUACGAAAGCCGCCGGCCUCCAUCUGAUGAAAUGCAUUGCCUCGAGCCAAGGGCCAAAAUUAAGGAUCAACGCAAUCCUUCCGGGUCAACUUUUGACAGAAUGGGGCUUGCAACUCAGUGAAGAGCAGCUCGCCGAAGAAAAAGACGAGGCUGUUUUGAAGCAUGAGACAUACCUUGACGAUUGUGCCGAUAUGUAUGUCGCCGUCGCGAAGAAUUCCUCACUCACAGGACAAGAGAUUGUUGUCGAUGCUGGCCUCACCAUUGCAUGGAGUUCUCGAUUUUGAUAUUGGACUUCUCUUGAUACAGGAGUACCUCAUGUGUUGUCGUAUGACAUGUACAUGUCAGGUGCCGGAAUGCAAGGGAUAUCUAAACGCCGGAUUUGGUCAAGACUAGUAAAUCUACAUUCCGUAGCCGCAGCUAUACUGAAGGGAGACCUGAUAUCAGCUACAAAUAGCUAGGGACAGCCGCCUGUUGGCAGAAAGAUCAGAGAU